UCCAUGUCUGGAUCCUUUGAGAUCUGCUGGUGAAUUUCUGUUGGGGAUACUACUUUUGCCUCACUGAAGUUGCAAAAUUAGCUUCCUAAAGUGCCUGAGGGAUUCUAGUUGGUUUCAGAAGAAGGAAAAUGGCAGAAAACUCCUUAUUUGCACAGCGGCUGCAUGUUCUUACGGAGCGGCGGAGGCUGCAAGAGCGCAUCCUAGCCACCCGGCGGGAACUGGAGGAAGAGAGACUGCGAGUCCAACGCCUCAAGAGGAAAUCCCUGCGUGAACGGUGGUUGAUGGAGGGAACAUCAAUGCCUGCUGAUGACAAGGAUCACAUGUCUUCUCUUUGGAAGGCAGAGUCUCGCGUCCAAGACUUAGAACAAGAUCUGUCCAGUCUUCAGUCUCAAAUGCAGGACCUAGAUAAUAUGGACCUUCCCCAAGGACAGCAGCAGCAGUCUCUGAAGGAGGUGAAGCCAUUGGAUGGCAUUGUGAAGAUUGAUGGGAUGUCUUCCUCUUCUCCAGAAAAGGGAACUACUACUGAGACCAAACUUGAGUUGGCUUCUGCUUCUCCUCAAAAGCCCAUGGAGGCAGCAGCCAAAGAACAACUGGAGAAUGGAGAUAUGUCAGGAGAUGGUAUUUCUGGCAAUGAAUGCAGCUCUGAAAAAACAGAAGUCAAAGUAAACCCUGUGACUUUAGAAGGUGGGGAUUUUCAGCCUCAUCAAGGGAAAAUCGAGGCUGCUCCUACUACGAAGAAUUUGGAUCCUAAUGAAGCCCCUACUGCUUACCAAAGAAAGCUGGCAGUGGAAAAGAUGGUCAUCAGAGAUCAUUUGGGGCAGGAAGUGGGAAGCAUGGAUGUUGUUGGGCAGACACAGAAUUUCAUUAGAAAGGAAGAUGAGUUGGGAGACCAUGAUAACAUAGGAAAUGACUGUGAAGAAUGGAAUACUUCAGGUAGUCUUUGCAAUGUGGUGGAUCAAAAGAAGACUGGUUGUGCUACCGAAAACCACCUGGACUGUGAUCUUGGUAGCCGUGAUGGCCCAGAUGGAGCCUCUCCAACUUCUCAUGAUCAACAAAAUCCUUCAAACCUUCUGCAGGAUAAUGCUAACUGCUUUGAUUCCCCCAGGAAGCAGGGAGAUAGUGAGCAGGAGAUAGGCUUGUUGGUCAAGGAGUCAGUUCUGAUGGAAAUGGGGCAGAAAGAACUACCAGAACAAAAUGCAGACGAGGCAGAGCCUGCCAGAAACCUGGCAAUCUGUGAUGUUGCUACAGAAGAAGCAGCAGGGAACCAGGCAAAUCAUACACAGAGGGAAGAGAUGCAAGAAUGCCACGGAUCAGACCCAAUAAAGCUGGAAGCAGCAGAAGAGGAGGAAGAGACCAAACAAUCUGUUUCAAACCAUGUCAUUCUUGGUCAAGGAACAAUUACAAAUCCUUUGGAAGAAGCUAAGCUAGAUCCAGUAAUGACUUCAUCUUCAUCAGAUCAAAUUCCUUCUCUGUCAGAUACUAAAGUAUCCCUUCCAGAACAGAAUCCAUUAUCUUUUCAGGAAACUGAAAUUCUAUUCGUGGAGUCGGAACAGUCAUUAUUACCAAAUCAGAGCCCAUCACUCCUUUUGGACCAGUCUGUUUCACUGCAAGAAAAUAAGGAUUCUCUUCUAGGUCAAACCCCAUCUUCAUUGCCAGAAUCCUUGAUAGCAUCAAAUCCAUCAUCUUUGCAAGACCAUUUUUCUUCUCCAGAACAGAAAGCAUUCUCAUUACAAGAUGAUACUACUGCUCAAGAAGCUAAAGGCUUCUUAUCGAACCAGACGCCAUCGUCCAUAUCUGAAACUACUGAAAAAAAUCUAGACCAGAUCUCAACAGCUCUUCAAGAAUGUAGUGAUUCAGUAGUAGAUCAAAUACUGCCCAACUCUCCAGACCAGCUCCCAUCUCUGCCAGAAAAGAUUCCUUCCUCGUUACAUGAAGGACAGAGAUCACCCCACAUCUUGCCAACUGUUCUGGGCCAAGAACAGUCUGCGUUGGAGAUGAAAGGUUCCCUUCUGGAUAUAGCCCCUUCUGUUACUAAUCAACUCUCUCCUCUGUCUGAUCAAACCAUGCCCCUUGAAGAAGCCAAUAAUUCUUCCUUGGAAGAAGUUCCAGUAGCUUUGCAAGUCCAAAUGCCAACUGUUACAGAAACUCAAACACUGCUUCUUUCUGAGGGUGAUAAAUUUUCUUCAGGACAGAUCCCAUUAACUGAGAAUGAAAAGAAGGAGACACCAACAACUGGGCCAGACCAAAAUCCCCUUGCCCUCCAGGACCAGAAACUCCCAUUUCUGGAUGGCAAGGAAGUGACAGGAUCUCUAAUUGAUCAUUCACCACUUCAAAAUCAGACCUCUUCCUGUCUUCCAGAAGGAUCACUUCAAGAGCAAGCUCAGCCAACAGUAGUGGAGCACAUGUCAGUCUCUCUGCAGGACCAAACCUCUUCCCUUAAAGAAACAGAAGAGACUCUUCCAGGAAAGACAUCUCCAUUUCUUGUGGCUCAAUCUCCAACCCCUAACAAAGACCAGGGUCCAAUACUACAAGAGACAACUGUUCUUGAUGCUUUGUCGACUGUCAAUCAAGACUCUGCUCAACCCCUUCUGGAUGCAGCUGUAAAUUCAGAGAAUCAGGAACUGAAAGAAGAUAGAGAUGCUAAUUUGGCUUCAGAAGCCGAGACCACUGAGAUCCAAGAAAACAUUGCUGCUGAGCAACAACCCUUGUUGAAUGAGCUGAAAACCACAGUAACCACCCAGGACAUUUCCCUAGGAGAUCAGCAGCAGUCCAAGAGUGGGAUCCAAAAGCACCAGGGUGCCUCAAUCCAGGAGGCCCCAAUUUACAUCACCACUGAUGGCAAUCCCGCCUCAUGCCACCUCCAACCUGCAGCGUCACACCAGGAGGAGGACCAAGAGCAGGGGCAGAACAGACGUAAGCAGAAGACAUGCCAGUGCUGCUUGGUCAUGUAAGCUCGGCGUCUUUCACUCAGUUGAGGAGAACAGGUGUCAUUGAUCUGGUCCUAGCAGCAGGCUCUGAAAGUGGUAACAUGCCCUGCUAAUCAUGUAGUGUAAGCAUCUCACACAUUCACGCAUGCGCAUGCACACACAUGCAUACAGUACACACUCCAUGGAGGGAUUUGAAAGCAAGUUGCAUAGAUGGGUCCAUGGAAGGCUUGCUGCAUCACAAAAGAGAGAAUGUUCAAUGACAGGAUUGUUUCUCUUUUAUUGAUUUCUCAUAGCUCUCCUCCCAGUUUUCCUGGAGGCAGAAAAUGAGGGAUGCCCUGCUUGGGCAGAUUGUAUCGGCCCACACAUUCUCCUGCAGCAUGCACACUUCUCCCUACACUAGCAGUGUACACCUGCAUUUCUCUUGGCGCUGUCAAAUACUGUAUCACCAUUCCCUCCACUUAUAGUUUAUGUGCCUGCAUGUCAUCCUUGUUGUGCGUGCAUGUACAUUACACAUUCAGAAUGCACAUGUGUUUGCACAAAGGUUAACAACAUGCAAACUGAGAUAGUGGCAUUUCCAUCUUUUCUUCCUUUGGCUUGCAAGGCAUUUUCCUAUCUUGGAAAACACCCGAGUUAUGUGCCAUUACAAACCUACAGGCUUCCACCACCUUUUCACAGGGCUGGACACAAAGGCUACAAUAUGCACGCAGAACUCCUGCCACCCACACUCUCCGCCUGUGCCUGAACCCCGUCUGGUGAGUUGGCAUGACCCACCAAGUCAAUCUGGACCCAUUCCAGACACUGAGCAAUACCCUCUUCCUCCUGUUCCCACCUCCUGCACCUCGGCUAAGAUGGCCAGCUGAACACAACUAAUCUUGCAGGGCAGUGACAAAUAGGACACAAGAGGACUUCCUGCCAUUAGGCGGUGCAUUGCAGGGACUUUGAACAAGGCACUGUUGGAACCUUCUCUCCUAAAUGUGGUCUCCAGUUAAGAUCUCGUGUGUGGUAGACUCAAUGUUCUGCCUCCCAAAACGGACUGAGAAAUCUUUCCUAGCUCUGAUUCUUCCCUUCCUAUAACAAGCCUGGGUUUGUGUCCUGCUAGGUCACAGGCUCUUCCCUCAACCCUUCAUGUCCUCCUUUCGGUGACUGUUUAUUCCGUGCACUUUGUUUUAAUUUUAGUUAUAUAACUUCUGUUAGGGCCACCACCUAAGCCAGUAAGAGCCUUUUAAAUGUCAGUUUCUGGCUAAUACUGAUUCUCAAUUAAAGUCAGAUGCAAUGA
Pseudonaja textilis is the source of this 4203-nucleotide messenger RNA. It is a transcript of the gene PALM3, whose product is annotated as paralemmin 3. Gene Ontology annotation, biological process: regulation of cell shape. Gene Ontology annotation, cellular component: membrane. The record is from RefSeq and is a predicted model, not a curated record. NCBI's taxonomy places the organism in Eukaryota, Metazoa, Chordata, Lepidosauria, Squamata, Elapidae.